AUCCAAUCAUGGGCACCCAUGGAGUCCAUAAUUAUGCACACUUAGCUCAGCCCUUUUAUGAGAAAGGAGUCGGCUUUUAACUAGGGUUUAUCAAAGCCAAAAUCUUCCAGUUUUCCUGUCUAUUCCAGCAGCAAAAAAGCCUUACUUUCAAUUCUUUCUUUGUUAAACAAUGGGGAAGAAACGAAAGCGCAGCGAAACCCAGACAGCUGAACCAACAAAGAAAGAUGAAGGAGCUCCAGAGAGACCAAAAAGGACACUUUUAGGUUGGAAAGACAAGGAAGAAGUUAAGAACCAAUCGGAGUCUAAUCCCGAUUCUUCCCAUUUUUUUAGAAACAAAGAGAAAGUUAUGGUAACAUGUUCUCGCCGUAUUAAUUACAGGUAUAGGCAUUUGAUGUUGAAUAUGGUUUCACUUUUGCCUCAUUGUAAGAAGGAUAACAAGGUAGAGUCAAGGAGUAGUAAAGGGGCUACCUUGAAUGAGCUUAUUGAGUUGAGGGGUUGUUCUUCCGCUCUGUUUUUUGAGUGUAGGAAACAUCAGGAUCUUUAUCUAUGGAUGGCAAAGUGUCCCAGUGGUCCAUCUGUGAAAUUUUUGGUUAAUGCCGUUCACACAAUGGAAGAACUGAAGCUCACUGGAAAUCAUUUGAAAGGUUCUCGUCCUUUGUUGACUUUCUCGGGUAAUUUCGAAAAAGAUGCUCAUUGGAAGCUUUUGAAGGAGAUGAUCACACAGAUAUUUGGAACUCCAAAAGAGCACAGGAAAUCUAAACCUUAUCAUGAUCAUGUCUUUGUUUUCUCCAUUGUUGAUGACCACAUAUGGUUCCGUAAUUACCAGAUAUCUGUUCCUCAUAAUGAAUCUGACAAAAUGAUUCGAGGGGGACUUGAUAAAAUGACCCUUGUUGAGGUUGGUCCAAGAUUUUGUUUGAAUCCAAUCAAGAUAUUUGCUGGCAGCUUUGGAGGUCCAACACUAUACGAGAAUCCUUUCUAUGUAUCACCAAACCAGAUCCGAGCUAUGGAGAAAAGGCAGAAGGCCGGGAAGUAUGCGAAGAAAGUCAAAGCUAAGACUAGGAGGAAAAUGCAUGAGCUAUCUAAUCCAUUGGAGCCUGAUGAAUUUGCAGAUAUGUGGAGGGAAUAAUGUAUCUCAAAGGGUUUUUUUUUUUUUUUUUUUUUUUUUUUUUUUUUCUGCAAGUAAAAAAAAUAAUUAUUCCCUAAAAUCGUUUUGUAUCCAGUUGGAAACGGCAGAUUAUGGUUAAUUUUUCUCUCUAAGCUUACUACACUAUUGCUUUAAUUCAAGUUCUUGGGCCCAACAUUUUA
Messenger RNA from Durio zibethinus, 1305 nucleotides. Its product is annotated as ribosome biogenesis protein BRX1 homolog 1-like. Gene Ontology annotation, molecular function: rRNA binding. The record is from RefSeq and is a predicted model, not a curated record. Gene Ontology annotation, biological process: rRNA processing; ribosomal large subunit assembly. Gene Ontology annotation, cellular component: nucleolus. NCBI's taxonomy places the organism in Eukaryota, Viridiplantae, Streptophyta, Magnoliopsida, Malvales, Malvaceae.